AUGUUGAAAGAACUAUUCCUAAUAGCAGUAUCACCAAUAACGCUAACCUAUUCCCUAAUCCACUUGAUAGUGUACAAUACAAUCUACCUCCCACUAAUAUACCUUGUAUCGAUAUGCGUCUUGAUACCAGCUAAGCUCCCAUUGAAGCCCAUCUCGUAUUUGCUCGAGUUGGACUCGACCACGUCGCCCCAUUUGUUGGCAUCGCCCUUGAGUCCCUACUCGAAUAUGCCAUACGACACAGAAUGGAUCAUUAACCAAUUUGAAAUGUUUUUGAGCACCACUUUCCAUUUUUUGAUGUGUUCAGUAUACAUUGGCUUGGGGAUCGGGUUAAUCACGGGGUUGAAUCUAACUUUGAUCAGCUGGUUCUUGACGUUGCUGUCUGUUGAAAGCGAUGUGGUUAUUCCUCGCGUCAAGGUUAAGUUUGAGGAAAAAAAUAAUGAUGGCGAGGUGAAGGAGACAACUGACAAGAAUGCUGAUUUCGAUCUCGAUCUCGAUGAGAUGGAACGCAAGGAGAUGCAGCGCAAGGCGAAGUUUGCAUAUUUGGAGCUGUUGAGACGUAAAGAGCAGGAGCAACUAGCGAAGAUUAUGCAAUUGAAGAAUGAAAAUAGGGAAAGUAGGGAGAGUAGGGAGAGUACGUGGAAGACACACGAUUUGAAUGAAUCGAGAAGCAGUGCCGCUGCUGCUGCUGCUGCUGCUGCUGGAGGAGGAGGAGGAGGUGGUGGAGCUGAACCGACACUGCUAGAUGAAUACGAUUACGAAGAUGAAGAAGUCUUUGUUUACCCUACACCCAAAUCGGAUUUUGAACUCGAUAGCACUAUUGAAGGGUUGAGGAAUCGAGUUAAGCGGGAGAAGAAAAGGCACCAUCAACAUCAAGGUGGUACCCCCGCGCUGACUAUCAAAGCUAGUAGUGUUAGUCCCCAAAGCAAGUCCAAGUUAAAGGUGAAACUGCAACAACAACACCAACAUCAGCAACCUCGUCGCGCUGUGAGCUUUGAUCUCCAGGAUCAAGCCAAGGCUCCGAAAAUUGAAGAAGUGGGAGAUACGCUGGUGGAAGCUACCGAGGUCAGCGGCAGUCAUUUAUCGAUGGGGCGGCAACAGGCGGGCUCUGGUGUCACUGUUUCUGAAGCUAGCAGCGUUGCUGAUGAAUAUGAAGCUGAGGUAAAGGAAGAAGGCAGAUGA
Lodderomyces beijingensis is the source of this 1179-nucleotide messenger RNA. The record is from the annotation of a GenBank genome assembly. Lineage: Eukaryota; Fungi; Ascomycota; Pichiomycetes; Serinales; Debaryomycetaceae.